This is a messenger RNA of Ciona intestinalis (vase tunicate), 1099 nucleotides long. The record is from RefSeq and is a predicted model, not a curated record. Lineage: Eukaryota; Metazoa; Chordata; Ascidiacea; Phlebobranchia; Cionidae.
AAGAAAACAGUUACGCACAUUAUCGCUUUGUUAACGCAACCAUGUCUAUCUAAUAUGAACUACUCAUCCAAUUAAUCAAGAAAUAAUGGCAUUCCAAGAAGCCACUGACCAUGACAUUAGGGAUAGAUUGACCAGAGCUGAAAAGGUGAAGCUGGAAAAUGAAAUGAAAGAAUUGGAAAAAAUAAAACUAAUGAACAAGCGACAAAGAGAAAGAUUUCAUGUCCUCCAGGAACAACUGAGGAGGAAGAAUCAACAUGAGGAAGAAAUAAGAAGAGAAACCAUGAAUCAGAAGCUUUCCAUUGCUAAGCAAAACCAUCAUAAAAAGGUGAUGGAAAGAGAAAAUACGGUGAAGAUGCAUGGGAAAGAAAUGAUGCAAAAGAUCCAACAAACCAGAGAGAAUCAAAGGAAACUUGACAAAGAAAUGGAGGAACAUCUGAAUGAUAUUGCCCAACAUAAAAAACAACUAUUAUUGCGAGCUACGAAUACAGCGUUAAAAAACACGAUGAACAAAUCUGUUCGAGCGCAAGCGAUGCGGGAGGAAUCUGAGAAAGGAUGGAGGAGGAAACACACGGAGGUCCAGGAGCGUGAUCAACAAGUGAUACAGAGAACUAAGGAGGAUUUGGAAGCAAAGGAAAACCGAGUGAAAACUCAUCUUCAGCUGAAGGAAGCUGCUUUUGAAUUUUCUCGUUUUCAAGCUAAGAUCAAUGAAGCAGAAAGAGAAAUUGUGAAGCGAAAAUCUUCCAACUUUUCCCAGAUGGCCCAACAAGCACAACUGACUGCGAACAUUGGGAAAGGUCCAAGAUCUUCAUUUGUUAAUUACUCUACUGUAAAGCUAGGUUAAUUCUAACUAGGCUUAAUUAGAAUUUCAAACAUAAUAGUGGUGAAAAUUGGUAAAGAUUUAAUAGUACUAGUCUACUAUUUUCCAUAAAUAUUGAGGGUCCAACGAAUUCCGUUGCAGUAUUAGGACGUAUGUUAUAAUUGCACCAUUCUUCACUGUAUAAGAAUUUAUAUUUUAUAUAUAUAUUCGUUUUUGUACUUGUACUGUAUAAUCCAUUGCAAUGUUUGCUUUUUAGUUUUAGUAAACUGACAUACUGUGGUA